CAAACUACCUGUGCGUUUUAUAGAUUAUUGUCUCUGCAUGACUACUGAACGGAAUAGAUCAAUUGAAUGAUAUAGUUAUGAUCUGGUAUUCAAAUUAUUAAAGCAGUUGACUAUAGAAAACCUAUUAUACUUGUUAUAAUGAACAGUGUAGACCAUAUUUUUACGAAAUUGUAAACCAAAACGAUGGAUUGUAUAUAAAGCUAAACAAUUAUAUAGCUUGUAUAAACAUUAUCACCAUUUAUUUGUAAACCAAAAUCUCCAAAAAUGUCUGCAGAUAUGAAUAUCAACGACGAAUUUCACAAAGAUGGUAAAUUGGCAGAUGUGACAAUCGUUGUUGAGGACCAUAAAAAUACCAGUCUGUAAGGCAGUGCUCAGUAUCGCUUCACCUGUGUUUGUGCCAUGUUCGAAGGUGACUUCCAGGAAAAAACAGAGAAGGAAAUACAAUUACCCGGAAAGAGUUAUGAAAAUUUUUUUUGAGUUUCUGAGAUGCAUUUAUCCUGAUAAGAUGAAGAUGAUAACCGACAGAAACGUUUACACGCUUCUUCCUUUGGCUCAUGAAUAUAACGUUGAGGAGAUGAUAAAACGUUGCCGACAACUGAUAAUGCAAAUAGUAAAGAAUAAACACACAGGAAACAUUAGGGAAUUAUACAGGCACAUUCAUUUGUCUGAACUGUAUAACCUGGAAGAAGUAAAAGAAAAGUGCAUUUAUCUAGCCUCAGAGAAUACUCUCCACCGAAUCAAAGCUGCCAGAACGGCAUACCAAAUAUCAGAUGCCAGUCAUUACAAGAUUAUAGAGAUAGCUCUAAGGAGACGAGAGUUGGAUAAAUUUGAUGACGAAAUCUUUAAUGUUUGUAAUACUAAGGAGGAGACAAUAAAAAAGAAUUUCGAUAAAUUUUUCGGAAUAACUUGUGAAUUAAAAGGACACAUCAGUACGGAAGGAUACAGUGAAAGAGAUAUUUACAGAGCAUUGAGACUAAUGGAAAGGUUCAAAAUUACUGAGAAUCACAAAAGCAUCAAGUCAGAGCUAAUUCAACGGUUACAAUAUGUUUAUGAUAAUGGAAAAUAUAUAGAAGAAUUUCAUCUUCUCCCAGAAAAUAUUAAAGAAUCUGUACAAAAUAAAAAAAAAUAGGUGAAUGUUAGGCUUACAAUAAUUGAAUAUUUCCUUAUUGAGAUCAAAACCAGCUCUUAAAACUUGUAAGAAAUAAGAAGAUCAAAACUUGAGUCAGAUCGGUGGCUUUUGUAAUGUAAUACAAAGCAUUUAUCUUUCGGUAAAAUGAUUUGAUUAUUCGCUGUCAAAGAUUUCAAAAUUUUUUAACAUCAUAAAAAUUUAGUUUACCCGUUUUCAUUUUUUAACGAUUGUACUUACAAAAGCAGAGCACUGAAAGUAUUUUUGCGGCUCGAUCAAAAUUAAAACUUUAGUAAACAAGCAUGCACCGAGCCAAAACUUCAGCUGGUAACAAAUUAAACUAUUCUUUUUUUCUCAGUUUUAGAUUGAAACUAUGAAGAAAAAAUAACGGUAUUAGAGUAUCUUGAUUAAUUUCAACAAAUACAACGCUUCGUUGACCAAACUGUAUCUUGUUUGCAUGACCUCUUUGUUCUACCAUGACUGCUUGAGAACAAUAUCCCAUGACCUUAGAUACGGAGAAAACCUUUAUAGAAUAUUGUUCCAAACUUGGCAUUCAAUUAAAUUCAAAAGAUUAUGUUCGAUUGAUUAGUUGUGUCAGUUCUGUUCCGUGAAAGCCCAUGGUAGUUUAACCACUAAACAAGGCAAUAGUGUAUUAUGUUGUCUGAAUAUAUUAUAGACGCACCGAGACCUUUAACAUGCACACAAUCAUCGCUCAACAACGACAUUUGUAACGUUUCUAUGGGAAAUUAAACUGAAAUAAACUGCGAUUUUAACAUAAUUAAACAUACAAUAAUGCAAAGGGCCACUAUUGAAACGGCUCGGCAAUACUUACGCAUUGACAUACCCGCCAUAUUUUACUUUUUUUCUAAGAGAAUAUUCACGAAUGUAUUUAUGCUUG
This is a messenger RNA of Ruditapes philippinarum (Manila clam), 2024 nucleotides long. RefSeq lists its product as uncharacterized. The coding region runs from base 461 to 1129 and encodes 222 amino acids. Gene Ontology annotation, molecular function: protein binding. Lineage: Eukaryota; Metazoa; Mollusca; Bivalvia; Venerida; Veneridae. The record is from RefSeq and is a predicted model, not a curated record. The transcript has 2 exons.